Pisolithus orientalis is the source of this 1173-nucleotide messenger RNA. RefSeq lists its product as uncharacterized. The transcript is spliced from 9 exons. Bases 1 to 1173 code for a protein of 390 amino acids. The record is from RefSeq and is a predicted model, not a curated record. NCBI's taxonomy places the organism in Eukaryota, Fungi, Basidiomycota, Agaricomycetes, Boletales, Pisolithaceae.
AUGGAUACCCUUCCAUCAGGGCCAAAGUGGUGGAGUACCAUUCUAGAAGUCAAAGGUUACAAAACAACUGAUUCUAUACAGCUGAUUUGGCAUGAUGCAGAGGAGAUCACAAGGUCCUUGUUUGGAAACCCUAUCUUUGGUGCUGAUAUGAUGUUUGACCCUAUUCUGAUCACCAAUGCUCUUGGACAGGAGUAUGGUGAAUGGUUCUCAGCAUGCAAAGCCCAUUGCAUCCAAGAUUCCCUUCUGGAGGGUGCCACAAUUACUCCUGUGACAAGGAUGACCAGAGGACUAGAAAUGCAUCCCCUCUUAAUCAGUAUUGGCAAUAUUCCAGGGAACAUCCACAUGGCAGCCACCUCACAUUCAUGGCAAUGUUUUGAUGUCCCUAAGGGAAUCCAAACAAUCCUGCAAACAUGCAUCUGGCACAAAUGUGUUGAUAUCAUCACCAUGGGCCUGAAACAUCUAAUGAUUGCAUGCAUCUCCAAAACAACCCAUAAGCAGUUUGGCAACAGCAAUCUCACUCUCCAGCACAUUGAACAAGUCACCCAGGGUACUCACCUGUGGAAUAAUCUUAGCCACUUUCAAAGAGAGGUGAAGACAAUACAGCUUAGCAGUGUCCACCUUCCAUUUUGGAGAAACUGGCCAUUUGCAGACCCCUCCAUCUUCCUUCUGCCUGAAAUCCUUCAUACAUGCCACAAGUUUUUCUUCAACCAUGUCCUCUCAUGGUGUAGAGAGUUACUUGAGGAUGACCUUGAUGUGCACUUUGCAGGUAGUGUUUCACACAUCAAGCAAAUGACAGGCAGAGAACACCACGACAUCCAGCAUACCAUUGUUCCCAUGAUUGCUGGUUGUGUACCUCCACAGUUCCUCUGUGCCAUACAUGCUAUUAUCAGUUUCAUAUACCAGGCACAGAGUCCCAUACACACAGAUGUUUCUGUGAAGGAAAUGGAAUCAUCACUGCAGGAGUUCCAUGUGCACAAGGAUGCCAUUAUCAAGGUGAAUGCCAGAAAGACAAGAUCAGCUGGUACCAAAAAUGACUUGCACAUUCUGAAGUUGGAGCUUUUUCACAGCUUUGCAGCAGCAAUUUACAUCAGCAAAUGCCUUCUUAUCACCCACUGCAAGUGUCCAUUUGAAUGUACUAAUAAGAAUAAAGACUUCGCAGAACAAGUUGUCUGA